GUGCAAUAAGACUCAGAUAUUUGUUGGUGAUAAUUUCAAUCAUCUCGUUGUGAUUCCUUAUGGAAGGACUAAUUCUAAUGCUUUUAUUUCUUUGUGGACGUGCGUUAUUCAUACCUUAACGAUUGAUGAUGCUGUAGUGAUAUUAUUUGUUGUAUUUGUGUGAACUGCAUAGUUUUUCUCAAAAAUGGGAAAAUGUGACGAAGCCAAUGUUGAAGUUAGUAUGGGGGACUCGGCGUCCCCCAUGAAACCUGAUAAUUUUACGUUCAGCGUGCCCCCGGAGGCGCCCGUGUUCGAGCCGACGCCGGAAGAGUUCCUGGAUCCCUUGGCGUACAUCAGCAAAAUAAGGCCAAUCGCAGAGAAGUCAGGAAUAUGCAAAAUCAAACCCCCUGCGCACUGGCAGCCUCCGUUCGCAGUGGACGUCGACCGGCUACGGUUCACACCGCGGAUACAACGGUUAAAUGAAUUAGAGGCUAUAACGCGUGUGAAGCUGAACUUUCUGGACCAGAUUAUCAAGUUCUGGGAGCUCCAGGGCUCCGUCCUAAAGAUCCCCACAGUCGAGAGGAAGCCGCUUGAUCUCUACUCUUUGCACAAAAUUGUUAAAGAAGCCGGCGGUUUCGACACAUGUUCGGCGGAGCGUAAAUGGACCAAGAUCGCACGGCGUAUGGGCCACCCCCAGGGAAAAGGUAUCGGCUCUAUACUGAAGAACCACUAUGAACGCAUACUGUACCCAUACGAUGUGUUCAAAAGCAGUGGCGCCGUGGAUAAAGAAACAAAAAUCGAAGUGAAAGGCGAGCAGACCCCAGAAAAGGCGAACACGACCCGCAGCCGCUCCAACUCGAAAUGCCCCGCCGCCACCCCUCCCCCCGCGCGCCGGUUCAAAAGCAGCGAACCCGAACCCGCGGCCGAGGGUAGCCAUACUGAGGGGGCGCUGGCUGGCGCUGAUGAGGAGAAAAAGGAGGUGAAGACUCCGGUUAAAGAGGAAAAAGAAAAUGGAGAGCAGAGACGCAGUCCCCGCGAAAACAAAUGGAUGUCAGCGGCGGGCAGCUGCGGCGCUCGGUCGCGGGUGACGCGCUCCACGCGCCUACGCGAGCACCGCAUGAGCAACAUGACUGUCUCCGUCACACCCGCACCACCUCCUACCACCCCCGGUGCUCUCGACCCGCUGGCAAAAUACAUGUGCCGCGUCUGCGGGCGAGGCGACAUCGAAGAGCAAAUGCUGUUGUGUGACGGCUGUGAUGACUCUUACCACACAUUCUGCCUCGUGCCUCCGCUCGCCAUCGUGCCUAAGGGCGACUGGCGUUGCCCCGUUUGCCUCGCAGAAGAGGUGUCAAAACCGACAGAGGCGUUCGGAUUCGAGCAGGCUUCAAGAGAAUACACUCUACAACAGUUCGGAGAGAUGGCCGACCAGUUUAAAUCGGACUAUUUCAACAUGCCCGUUCACAUGGUGCCAACCCCAACCGUAGAGAAAGAGUUCUGGCGAGUAGUUUCAUCGAUAGAUGAAGACGUCACCGUCGAAUAUGGAGCUGAUCUCCACUCUAUGGACCACGGAUCUGGAUUCCCUACAAAGUCAAGCGCACAUCUAUACCCCGGCGAACAGCAGUAUGCGGAGUCGAGUUGGAACUUGAACAAUUUGCCCGUACUAGAGGGCUCUGUGCUCGGACACAUCAACGCUGACAUAUCUGGGAUGAAGGUGCCAUGGCUGUACGUGGGCAUGUGUUUCGCGACGUUCUGCUGGCAUAACGAGGACCACUGGAGUUACUCCAUCAACUAUCUACAUUGGGGCGAGCCCAAGACUUGGUACGGCGUACCAGGCUCAAAAGCGGAACAAUUUGAGACUGCCAUGAAGUCGGAGGCGCCAGAACUCUUCCAACUGCAACCAGACUUGCUGCAUCAGCUGGUCACCAUCAUGAACCCGAAUAUACUUAUGCGGGCUGGAGUUCCCGUUUACAGGACUGACCAACGCGCCGGCGAGUUCGUGAUCACGUUCCCUCGCGCGUACCACGCUGGCUUCAACCAAGGAUACAACUUCGCUGAGGCGGUCAAUUUCACCCCCGCCGACUGGCUAAAAAUGGGCCGCGAAUGCAUCGCACACUACUCAACCCUGCGUCGCUACUGCGUGUUCUCACACGACGAGUUGGUGUGCAAGAUGGCGCUCUCACAUGACGCGUUAAACAUGAACGUAGCCCUCGCCGCGUAUAGAGACAUGAGGACUAUGCUGCACGAUGAACGGAGGCUUAGGAAAGCGCUGUUAGACUGGGGUGUCACCUCAGCCGAGCGCGAAGCAUUCGAGCUACUACCGGACGAUGAGCGUCAAUGCGCGCUCUGCAAGACCACCUGCUUCCUCUCCUGCGUGACUUGCGCGUGCUCGCGACGCGUGGCGUGUCUCAGACAUUACGCCCAGCUCUGCGGCUGCCCGCCAAGGACGCACACACUCAGAUAUCGCUACACCCUCGACGAGCUCCCAGCGAUGCUGGAGAAACUGAAAAAGAAGUCAGAAAUAUUCCGCGAAUGGGCCGAGUCCGUACAAAACGCUCUGGACCCCGACACGCCCAAAACUUGCGACUUGGACGGCCUCAGGGCUCACCUUAGGAGGUCUAUUGAGCUUAAGAUGCACAAAACCGAGCUAGUCCGCGCGCUAGAAACCGCCAUUGAGGAUGCAGAAAAAUGCGCCUCCGUGAUUCAGCAGUUAGAUCUCAACAAGAUGCGGACUAGAACCCGUCACCAUGACCCCAAAUACAGAUUAUCUGUGCAAGAAUUGACACUAUUCGCGCAAGAGAUUGACCAGCUAGCUUGUGUGCUACCUGAAGGAUCAGCAGUAAAGGAGGUCCUUCGUCAGACGGCCGACUUCGAGUCUCGGGCCACGGAGCUUCUUGAUAAAGAAUUGGACCAGACCGACCCCGGCAUUGUCAGAGAGCUAGAAGAGGUGGUAGAGCUUGGCGCACGCCUCUGCAUCGUUCUACCCCUCCUCACCCCCCUACAAGCGCGCCUCCAGCAAGUCAAAUUCCUCGAAGAGGUCCGCACAUACAAAGACUACGCGAAUUUGACCCCAGAGGUCAUUGACCGGCUGCUGCAAGACUCUGAGAAUGUUGUGCCACAUCAUAAGAUUGAGACUGAACGAGCAUUAUUAUAUAAACUUAAAGCCGAAGUCGAAGAAUGGGAGGAGCGCGCCCGCGCCGUUCUCAUCGACCCGUCGAAACCGCCUCCCGAUCCGCCGCAACACACCACUCUAGCGGAAGUACAAGCUUUACUGGACGCCAGGGAAGAUAUUGAGGCCGCAUUGCCAUCAUAUCACGCGCUCAGUCACGCUAAGCAACACGCUCAAGACUGGCUAGCAAAGGUGGAAGAGAUGCAAUCAAAAGACUUAUACCCAUACAUGCACAGUGUAGAAGCCCUAGUGAAGCGCGGGCAGCAAAUACCUCUAGCGUUAUACGAGAAAGAUCAAUUAGCGGCCGCUUUAGCGUCCGCCAAGGAAUGGAAGCGGGGAGCGGGGGAUAUGUUCUUAAAGAAGAACUGGCCCUACUCCCUGCUCGAGGCGCUCUCCCCGCGCACCGAGGCCGCGCCCUGCCGCCGCCGCGCGCGCGCCGGCGCCGCCUCCCCGCAGCCCUCGUCGCUCGAAGCCGGACUGUUCCUACGGAACUUCAGCGAAGAUUCUACUCCUACUGAGAUAGUGGCCGCUUUUAAACAUGCCGAGCAACGCGAGUUAGCCGCUGUUAAGGAGCUCAGGGUUAAGAACAUGCGCAAAGAAGUCCGCGCGCCACCAAUGCCUGGCGUCAGCUUCUGCGUAUGCCAGAAGCGCCAGUAUGGCGUCAUGACGCAGUGUGAGCUCUGCAAGGACUGGUUCCAUGCUGCCUGCAUAACCGCCGCGAAAGAAGAUCGCGCUGAAUCCGAAGAGCGAGACCUACCGUUCCCGACACCCGAGCCCAAGUUCCUGUGUCCCGACUGCACGCGGACACGCCGGCCGCGUUUGGACCGCAUCCUUGCCUUACUGGUGUGGCUCCAGAAGCUGCAAGUGCGGCUAGCGGAAGGCGCGCUGCAGUGCGUGACGGAGCGCGCCAUGGCGUGGCAGGACGCGGCGCGCGCCGCGCUCGCGCACCCCGCGCUCGCCGCGCUGCCCGUCGAGCAGGACCGCGCACAGGCGAAUCGAGAAAAAUCGGACAAACUCAAUGCAGAAUUGAAGAAAGCGACCGGUCGAGGACAUGAUCAUUCAUCACAAAACGCGAGAUCGUCCGCAAGCGUGGAGCACGCGUAUAGCGCCACUCCGCGUUCGCCGGGCACUCGCUUGGCUCCUGGCUUAUUACAGAAAUUGGAGGACUUGAUGCUGGAAGGAGAUUUGCUCGAGCCUGUCUCGAUUCCAUUUCUCGAAACGUUACGCGCCCCCCGCGCGCCCUCCCGCCCGCACGCGCAGCUCAAGCGUGCGCGCGCGCCCCCGCACGACGCCCACGCCCGCCGGGGCGCCGCCGCACCCAGCAAGACUGUCAAACGUGGCUCCGCCACCACCACCAACUAUCUCAACAGGAAACAGCACUAA
Leguminivora glycinivorella is the source of this 4528-nucleotide messenger RNA. RefSeq names its product lysine-specific demethylase lid-like (gene Kdm5). Gene Ontology annotation, molecular function: histone demethylase activity; DNA binding. Gene Ontology annotation, cellular component: nucleus. Lineage: Eukaryota; Metazoa; Arthropoda; Insecta; Lepidoptera; Tortricidae. The record is from RefSeq and is a predicted model, not a curated record. Gene Ontology annotation, biological process: chromatin remodeling.